GCGUAAUUGAUUUUUACUCCCGCCUUUUCCCUACCGGUCUCCUACCUCCCUUGUCCCUCCCUUUGCCCUUCCCUUGUCCUAAACCCCCACCUUCCGGCUCCGCCGGCUUCAUCCUGCUGCUCCGGCAGGGCUGUGCACCUGCCGCAGCUCAAAGAGCUCCAGGGAUGGGGCUCUUCACCAAGAAACAUCGGGAGUCAACCUUUGGCAGCGCUCUUGGGCAGCCCCACACUGCUGCAGCUGCCAGCACCAGCGCCCGUGGGCAUCAGGAGCCAGAGCAGAGCAAGCUGCACCGCGCGGCUGCCAGCGGUCACCUGGCCUGGCUAAGGCAAUGGCGCUGGUGGAUCAAGGUUUGGGGCGUCGACCGCCGUGACAGCGAGAAUCGGACACCUCUCCAUCUGGCGUGUGCAAACGGCCACACAGCAGUUGUCAACUUCUUACUCGGGCUGCACUGUGAGCUGAAUCCUGUUGAUAAUUUCAUGAAAACACCACUGAUGAGAGUAAGUGAGCUAUGACCUGCUCUUGGAAGUGGGGC
This is a messenger RNA of Calypte anna (Anna's hummingbird), 532 nucleotides long. Its product is annotated as ankyrin repeat domain-containing protein 7-like. The transcript has 2 exons. Bases 165 to 512 code for a protein of 115 amino acids. Gene Ontology annotation, molecular function: protein binding. The record is from RefSeq and is a predicted model, not a curated record. Lineage: Eukaryota; Metazoa; Chordata; Aves; Apodiformes; Trochilidae.